Messenger RNA from Cadophora gregata, 765 nucleotides. RefSeq lists its product as uncharacterized. Bases 1 to 765 code for a protein of 254 amino acids. NCBI's taxonomy places the organism in Eukaryota, Fungi, Ascomycota, Leotiomycetes, Helotiales, Ploettnerulaceae. The record is from RefSeq and is a predicted model, not a curated record. The transcript has 4 exons.
AUGUCCACUUUCGGCUGUUCCUCAGAGCCUGGAAGUAAAGAGUUCGUAGCCAGCAAGAGCAACGGCAGAGGCCAAGGUGUUCCAGGAGCUCCCACCGAACCCAAAUCUAUGCGUGGAGCCCAAGUUAUGCGUGACCCUCAAGCACAGGAUCAAAGAUCCGAUGUAGGACAUUUCAGUGGCGGUGGAGGGCAAGAAAGAACGCCAAAUACCGGUGCUCUAAAGGCUCCCUCUCCGCCUGUGUCGAACUUUACAACAGGAUCCAGCCUAGGAGAGCAGUCCUCGGAAGGUGCUGUCACACCUCCCGAUGAUUUGAAUGUUGUGGCGCUAUCAUCGGCAAAAUAUAUUCGCAACUGGAGAAUUCCUCCAAACCCAAAGGUCAAUCAGGUCUCCUCCGAUAAGGAAGAUCGGAACGUGUAUGCAGAUCAAACGAAGUCCAGAGCACAGAUUGCAGACGGCUGGAGAAGACCAGAGAAGGAGAACAAGGCAACACCGAAAGAACUCAAGGAGAAGGAGGAGCAAGUGAACCUUCCACGGUUGCCAGAAAGUCUUGACUUGAGUUUUGCGUACAAAGAUCAACCUUCUACUGGUUGGGUACUUGUACCUACCAGAACUCCGGUCGUUCCAAAUGAUACUCGAGGACAUCCAACCCGCUGGCCAGGGGUGCCAGCCAAAGUGCCUGCAUUUGGAUCUCUUCGCCCAGCGGAAGUAAGAGGGUUUCGAGAAAGAGCCAACGCACGGAUGAACGGAAGAGGGAUGACCUUUUGA